This is a messenger RNA of Capsicum annuum, 858 nucleotides long. RefSeq names its product light-harvesting complex-like protein OHP2, chloroplastic. Bases 242 to 727 code for a protein of 161 amino acids. The record is from RefSeq and is a predicted model, not a curated record. The transcript is spliced from 2 exons. Lineage: Eukaryota; Viridiplantae; Streptophyta; Magnoliopsida; Solanales; Solanaceae. Gene Ontology annotation, cellular component: chloroplast thylakoid membrane.
UUUUGAUAUGAAAUGAGCCCUCAAAUAUUGUGACUUGUGACUUAUAUACAAAGUACAAGUUGCAAAGGACAAUCUCUUUGUAAAGUUGAAAGUAUGAAACUUGGCCACAUGCUAUCCACAUACUAGUAAACACCUUUCACUAUCCAAUCAAUAUACAAUCUCAACUUGAGAUAAACAGUUAAACCAUACAAUUCCACUAAUUUUCCCUCCUUUUCUUCUUCUUCUUCAACUAUCCACAAAAAUGUCAGUAGCAUCGACAUCUUCCUUCCCCUACAUCAAAAUUCAAAAUCCAUCUCCCUCCUCUUCCUAUAAUUUCAGAUUUUCUACACUUACCAUUAGGAGUUCUCAAGCUGAUGGUCCUUUGAGAAGACCUAUGGUUCAACCACCUACCCCUGUUAAACCUGUCCCACCAUCACCAUCAACACCACCUUCACCUUCGCCACUGCCUCCGCCGAAGCAGGUUGCUGUGGAUGCCAAGAAUGUUAUUACUAUGGAAUUCCAAAGGCAAAAAGCUAAGGAGCUUCAAGACUAUUUCAAACAGAAGAAGCUUGAGGAAGCUAAUCAAGGCCCUUUCUUUGGUUUUAUUGGCAAGAAUGAAAUUUCUAAUGGCAGAUGGGCAAUGUUUGGUUUUGCUGUUGGGAUGUUAACAGAAUAUGCCACUGGUUCCGACUUUGUGGAUCAGGUUAAGAUCCUUCUAUCAAAUUUUGGGAUACUAGACUUGGAAUGAAGUUCCUCCAUAUCACAAAAUAUUGCCAUAAGAUAUUCUCCUUUGUAAUUUUGUGUAAAAGAAUCCAAUUGUUUCCUUUAAUUUCCUCACUUGAAUUCUCAAUUUAUAGUUUGAGCCCCUUCAUUGCACUA